Dictyostelium purpureum is the source of this 1224-nucleotide messenger RNA. RefSeq lists its product as uncharacterized. The transcript is spliced from 2 exons. The coding region runs from base 1 to 1224 and encodes 407 amino acids. The record is from RefSeq and is a predicted model, not a curated record. NCBI's taxonomy places the organism in Eukaryota, Evosea, Eumycetozoa, Dictyosteliales, Dictyosteliaceae.
AUGAAAUCGAAUAAUGAAAAUAAUAAUAAUAAUAAAACAAUAAAAAAUAAUAUAGAACAACCACAAAAUGGAAAGAAAAUAUUUGCACCCAAUAUACCAAAUAAAAUGAAAAGAAAAACAGAAAAUAUAAUAUUUACACCCGAAAUGGUAUUAAAUCCAACAAAGAGCGAAUUAAAAAAUAGAGAACAACCAAAAUUACAAGAGGUGUCAACAUCACCACCACAGUACCAUUAUAGUAGUUCACCACCACCACUAAUAACCAACGAAUCAAAAAAUAUAGUUAAACCAGUUAUUUUGAAAAUUAAAAGAAAAAUUGACGAUGAUGCAUUACCUUCUAUUUUAAUUGAAAGACCAAAGAAAAAAGCAUUUUUAGAUACAUUCAAAGAUUUUGGUAUUGAUGAUAAGGAUGAUAAAUUAAUUUCCGAAAUAACACCCGCUUCUCCACCAAAAAAAGAGGAAAUAAAAGAAGAAAUUAAAACCCCACCUAUUAAAGAUAAAAAAUUAUUUACUUUAGUUACAACAUUGGAUGACCCAACUGCAAAUAGCAAUAAGUUGCUUUCAAAAUUCCAACAAAGAUUAGAACAAUUUAAUAACAAAGGUGUUAUUUCCUCUCCAAAGCAAUUAGAAUCGAAAAAAGAAAGAACAAAUAAAAAGAGAAAAGAAUCUAGAUAUAAACAAAUUAAUAUUAAUAGAAAUUUAUUAUCAAAAGAAGAAAGAGAAUUAUUUCAAAAUCAUGAUAUUAUCGAACUAGAAAGAACUAUUAUCGACCAUGAUAAUAUAUUAAACUCUGCUUUGUCAAAAGAAGAGGAGGCAUUAAUUUCAGAUUAUAGAUCAAUGUUAGAAGAACAUUUCAACAGCGCAAGUGUACCAGCAACAAUGUCAAGUGAAACUAAAUAUGUAUACGAUUAUUAUUAUUUUGACCCAACUAUUGAUCAACAUAUGCUUGAUCAAGCCGACCCAGAUUCAAUCGAAACUGUUGAGUUACCUCCAGAAGAUGACUUUUACGAUAUUUUAGAUGGUUGCGAUUCUGACGAAUCAAGUGUCGACUCUGAAAAUUGGUAUAGAGAAUAUCCCUCAAGCGAAGAUGAUCAAGAUGAUGGUUACGAUGAUUUCGAUAAUUAUCACAGAUCAAAUAGAAUUGUAAAUAGCGAUGAAGAUGACUAUGAAUACGAUGAAUAUGAUGGAGAUUUUUAUAAUCAAGAUGAUUAUGAUGAUAAUAUAUAA